UAUUUUUUGCAAGCAGUUUUCAGCAAAAUGGAAAAGGUUUUGUUAAAAAUUUACACUUUUCCUAAAUUGCAAUUCAAAACAAAAACGACUGAUUUGUUUAAUUUUCAACUAGGGUAACGGCUCCCUAUGUAAUCUCUUUGGUAAGGACGUUACGUCAAAAACCUGAUUUAGCCGCUAAAAUCACAUUAAUUACUUUAUAUUUAAGUUUAAUUCUGAUUCACAUUUAUUGAAAAUUUAGCUAACAUUCAAAAAGCAGCUAAAAACACUUCUCUGUUCCUAAUUUCAUCUCCAUUAAUUUUUAUUUAUCCCCUCGUAGGUGCUAUAUUCAUUAGCGAUUGCGAUAGGCAUCGAAACAUAAUAUUAAACUAUUGCACUCUCAGGUUCAAAACAUCACAAUUCUUCUUAAAAGGGCCUAGUUCUGGCUGUGAGACAACGCACGAUAUUUUUGGAACCAUCUUGGAAUCAAUUCGAUUUUUGAAAAUGAUUGGAUCUUUUCGUUUUUUUUCCUUUUACAUUUAAAACCGGGGGCGGCCCGUUUGGCAUAACGUCAUUGUUUGGAAUGGUUUUUUGGCAUAACAGUUAUUUUGCAUAAUGGUCUUUUGGCAUAAUGGCCAUUUGUCAUAAUGCCAUUUGUCAUAAUAAUAAUUGGAUUUGCAAUAUUUUAAUCUAAUGUUAAUUUUCGUUUGUAUUUUGAUCGAGUGAUGUUGUGCAAGGAAAACUCGAACGAAAUAUGUUAAUAUUAUAUUCGGUCCAAAUAUUUCGAUAAUAUUAGGUGAAAUGGCAUUAUUAUUUUUUAUUUUUAAAUUUCUGUAGUAAAUAGCACACUAUCAUUUUAUAUAAGCAACUCACUUAGUGCUAGCACAAUAUUUUGUUCGUCAUAGAUGAUUCAGGUCGAGACGGCCGAAGGCGGCGAGUACGCCUGCAACCCGCAUAUUAUGCCAAAAGACCAUUCUGCCAAAUUACAAUUAUGCCAAAUAACCACUAUGCCAAACGGCAUUAUGCCAAACGACUUUAUUCCAAAUGUAGUAGCCCCUUCAAACCCUUACUGUAAGGUUAUGCUGCAUUGACCCUUUUAAAAAUGUGUAUCAGAGGCACAGACGAUGAAACACACGCACACACUUAACAAAAAUACUUGUUGAUGGUAAUUUAGAGAAGAAGAGAACUAUUUUUUUCAUAUCAUUAUUAGCGAACUAGGCAUCCUUGCAAUACGAAAUGAGAUGAAAACAAAGAACAAAGAAGUGAAUUAAGUGAAAAAUUUUCAUUUCAUAUUAUCGAAGAUUUUCAUUGCUUAGCGGGUAAUUUUAAAAGUUUUCAAUCGUUGAUUGAACGUGGUAAUUAUGUGAAAUAGUGAUAUUGUUUCGCGACGAAUCAAUUAGUAAAUAUUCAGAAACAUGACGAGCUGUAAAACUUGAGACGAAAAUGUUUCCCAAAUUGGAAAAAUAAUUAUUUUUAAUGAAAGGCAUCUUAUCUAUCAAACCAUUAUCUAACUGUUGGAGGUUUAUCGAUGUAUAUAAUUUGAAAAUUACGUUUGGUAAUACAACUUUUUACAAUUUUUCUGUGAUAAAGAAUUCACUCUAAAAGUAUGGAAUAUUCUAAAAUGAUCAUGAAAUUCAUUCCAAGCCGAAAACUUUUGAAACUCCCAAAAAAGCAUUGAACUAAUAUUAGCAAUGUUUUUGCAAUUAUGCAAAGUUGAUUUAUUCAAUCUCCUCACCACAUUUUGUACUAUCCCGUGCACACUUGCGACAUCUUUCUAACACAAAUCGUUUUUGAACAUUUUCUCUUUUUUCCUGAGCUUACCUUUCAUAACUUUUGCCCGAGUUGGCGGUUCAAUGCAUACGGCGCUGGUCUUACAAGCCAGCUGCCAUAUGUUCGGGCCCCGACCUGGAAGGAUUCAUCGGAAUCAGUAGGAUCGUAGUACUAGCCAUGCAAUGAUUCUGUACGCUAAGUAUCGGUUGCGAAGUCUGUUGAAACAGAAAGGCCAAAUUUCAUAAAAGGAAUGUAAUGUCAAGACUUUGCUUUGACCUUUCAUAACUGCCCAGAAUUUUUCAACUGGGCGAAUGGUGUAUGAAUGUAAAAAGUUAUGUUCUUUCAACAAUUAUUACUGUAAGCAGUUUAAAUCAUCUUGAUUAUGAAUUAUGAAAUUGUUUUGACUUCAAAAAUACUGCCAUCUUUCUAAUGCAUAUGCCAUAUUCGAACGAUAAUGUUGCCAAAAAUAAACUGUGCUAAAAUCAAAACGAGACAAAAUGUCAUGAAAAAGGAUGUUUAAGUACUUAGAAAGAAUUGCAUACAACAGUAUUAAAGAUCGUAUUUCACUUUGCUCCCAAACAUCGCUUAAGCCCAAAACUCCUGCUACUGGAAUAAGAGGAAAGGUCGUUUACACAAAAACAACAAUAUAUCCGUAAAAAAUAGUCGGACUCUGCCAGUGUGUGGCUUUUUGAAUAGCUAUUACCGUGUGGAAUUUACGCCUCAAAACAGUUUUUGUUUACAAGGUCAAACAUUUUGACAUAAAACGAGGAGACCUUCCUUUUGCGAUUAGUUUUAUCAAAAUUUUCCCAGUCAUCUCUGAGAUCUCGACCUUUUUGUUAACACCACACACGGACGUUCUCUCAAUUCGAUGAGCUGAAUCGAUUGGUGUUGAAAUUCAGUACCGGAAGUUUUUUUUUAAUUUAGAGCGAAUUUUAUACCUAUUGUUUAUAUUUAUAAAAAAGGUUAAAACGUAAAGGAGUCAUUUUCUUAAAUCGUGUUCGAAUACUAUGUCAUACUAUUCCACUUUCAGUCAGAACAGUGUCAUAGAAAAAUGAUAAUUCUUUUCACGUGCAACCAAUGAAUCGUAUAGCACUGCUCAUAAUCAUCCGAAUACGGAUUUUUUUGUCCAGGAAGCUCGCUUUUUGUUAGCAUUAACCGGGAGAAAACAGUUGCUCGUUCAUUUCCCGUCCUUUUCUUUUAUGUGAUUACCUCGUCUAAUUUGAUAGUAUUUGCUUUUCGUCUUAUUUUUCAUUGAGGCAAAUAAACUCUGACUCGCAGUAUAAAUUCUUGGUUUUGUGGUUUCCUUUGCUCUAAGGGGUACGUUCGAUGAUUGAUACCACUAUUGAAUUUCAGCAAACCUCAAAUUAGUUUACUCACUCCACAAUGAAACAACAAACGAAUGAAAUCAGUAUUCAAUCAUAUUCAGCAGCAUCUAAUACGGAAAUCCGCCCUCCAAGCACAAUUUUCCAGUGGAAACUUGACGUGCCCAAACGAUCAACUAUUAUAUUAAAUUAUAAGUCAUCCUUGACAUGCUACCAGCUGUGCUCGGCCAAGCAUAUCGCUUUCCAUUGAAAAGUAACCUUGGGCGGAAAAAGAAAGUUUCUUCACUUGAGUUUCUUCUUUUUCCACCCCAUCGCUGAAGACUGCUUCCGCCGUGCUAUCGAUGACGAUGAUGACGAAGACGAGGACGACGACAACGACAACUAGUCCCCAAUUCGUUACUUGUUUUGUCACAGUUUUCCACGUGCUUCUAUAGUCCAAUAGACCUUGGCUAGGCUGAGCAAGAUCUUUUAGAUAUCGGAUUUCCUAGCAGCGGAUGAAGAGAGCUGCUCUGGGACAGCGACGAAGUCGACCCGCAAGCAAAGUGAUUAGAUUGCUAGAACGAAUAGGAAGGAUUAAGGUACGCCAAUAAAGUGUGAUGUAUGUGUAUAUUUCAGUGUGAAAGAAAAACAACACGUCCUGCCUAUGAAGGAUUUGCGUCCGAUGGAAAGUGAAUGAAGUGAAAAUCGAUAGCUCGGCAUUUCUCUUUUUUGGACCUGUUCCACAAAUUUUGCCUACCGCUACGUUUUAUGUAACCGUUCGAACGUCAAACUAAACUUGGAUGGAAUUUUACGGAAUUCAAUACACCUGCCCGGUUGGAUCGAAUGAAAAAACAACAUCAGAUGGAGAAGCGGAAUAGGCGUAGGAAGUGACUGUUUCUGUUCCAGUGUAGUUUGAUUCUGUACUGAUAUUGUUAAUGCAUUAAGCCAGCAAAGUAAAAGCCGGAAACCGAUCGACGAGAAAGCAGACGUCAUCGUGUAUCAGCAUUUGUUCCAUUUGUUCCAGGGAGCAGAACCGAAGGCUCGGUUCUGUGAGGAAUUGUAAAGCGCGCCUUUAAGAGGCGGUAAUUCUAUUGUAUUAUGUAUGUGUAUGUGUAUGUGUUUUGGGCGCGAUGAGGUGGCCUUCAUCCGAAAAUGUUGCGCUUGAAGUGAGUGACAGUAAUUGGGAUGGAUACUGGAAAGUUGUUCGCUCCUGUUUAGUGAAGAUAAUGAACCGGUAUUCGUGUACAUAUUAAAUCCAAUGAUAAAGUGUUUACAUUCUAAAUCAAAAAUUUGUAAUCUUUUUGCUCUCACUGAAGAAAGAGAUAAAUACCAAGUAGCAAACGAAAUAGCUUAGUAAAUUACUAGUGAUGGUAAAUGUUUUAAACGUUCCCUUAGCAAUCUUUUCCAAUUAAAAACACAUUUCGCUUAGUCAUAUACGGGUGCCGAGCAAAGGCGCCUCAAAACUCGCUCAUUAAUUAGGCCCAACAUAACAGGUAAUAUACUACGUACAGCAUACUAAUCGGUGUAAUCCUGUUCGGAGUCAAGCUGCAAUCAAAUCACGAGAGUGAGUGCAAAUAGCGUGAAAAGUGGCGGUAGACCGUAGUUGUUUCGGUAACUGGCUGGCGUUAUUGGCAUCAGAGCAAUACAGAGUGAUGUUUUUGUGUUGAUUGCAGCAAAUUGAGACCUUUGGGGAAUUUCGCCAUCCUUUUGCAAUCUAAAUUUAGAGGAGUGAAAAAGCUCAUCGCAAACAACGUUAUCAUAUAACGUGCAAAUUGUGAUAAAACCGACACCGAAUAUAAUAAGAUUUUAGGAAACGAUUUCGAACACGCAUCGACCAAACAAAAAUCAACAAGAGGGCAACACAUCAGCUUCGUCAUCAUCAAAAUCCAACCACGGAACAACUCAUGAUUUAGUGCAGUCUACAUGAGCCUAUAAACGGCCAACCGAUAAUUGCUAAUAAAUCAGGUGACGUUGUUGGAAAAGAGCUAUUUUGUUUGUGCAAAAACGUAAAUAAAACGAACUCCAUUGUAAAUGUAUAUAAUGGAUGAACACGUUCAACGAAAUGAAAAUACGAAACAUCGAAAACUCGUACGAAGUUAUGACCAACUGUCACAUGCAUGCGAUACUGCAGAGUCACACUCGAUAUCCCCAUCGAUGACCAUGGUGUUUACUUCGACAGCUGGUUUGACAGCCAACAUCACCGCCACCAACAAUACCUCAGCAUUAUCCAUAAUCCAAUCACCCAAAUCACCUUCCCCGAAUCUAGUAUCACCGAUGACGAGCAGCCAAAGCUUCGAACAGUCUAUGGCAAUUACACCUACGAAAUACCAAAUGUACCAUCAGUCAAAUCGGAUGUCAAAUUCAACCCAGCAAUUCAUCCAACGCCAACAAAGUGCAUCUCAAGCCUAUCUGACAUCACCAACGCACCAGCACACUUCAUUAGUUCGGAAGGCUAGUCUCACGAAUACUGCUCACAGUGAAACUCCAAAUGACACGCGAGCUUCUAAACCCUCUAGCUAUUAUCAUCACUCAUUACAACAGUCGAAACCUAUGGACCAACGAAGCAAUAAUCCUUUUAUACUAAAUUUUAACAACAUAUCCGGAUGUUGUCUGAAAAAUUCACCACUAUCUUCCAACUCGCCGUGUACUUCAUCACCCACAGCCGGAAUCCAAACGCCAGUUUCAACGGUUUCUCUUACACAUCCAACACCAUCUCCGUCGGUCCCAGCCCGGCGAAGUCGCUCGUUACUGCUUAAAUCUUCUUCACCCCAAACGCAAUCUCCUGUGGGGCAACUAUCGACACCACAGGCCUCCACUCCUGGGCCUCCGGUACCGCCACGACUCAGUAAAUCUCCAACGGGGAGCUCUACGGCGAAUCCCUCCACUCCUGUACUAACUCCGCCGACAAUUACGAGUACUAGCUGUUACGUCACGCCGGCAUCAUCGCUUGGCAGCGAAAAAACUCCGAGUCCCGCUGUAGCACUGCUUGAUGACACUCCGUUGAGCGAAGGCCCAUCCAGUGCGACCAGCGUACAGAAGAAGCGUGAUGAUUUUCUGAGGGCUACAAUGAAGAUUUGCCUGGUGGUCUCUCCGCCUUCCAGCAAACUGCAGUUAAAAUCAAGAAGCCUAACCCAUUUGGACAAACUAGAACCACACGCAACGCAAACGAACAUUCCGAGUGUUUACAACCAAUUGGAGUACUUUAGAAGUGAUGCUUCGGAUACAUCAAAUACGUCAAUAACGUCCGCAACCGGGUCGGCAGGUCAUGGUAGUCGAUCUUUUUGCGGGCUCGGCGGAGGAGGUGGCAGCACAGAAGGCCCAAGCCCUGGCGAAACAUUUUUAUCUCCAUCUGGAAAAGAAUGCUCGCUGCCAGUUGCUUCGACCUCCGGCAGUGCACUUAUUGGACUGAGUGACAGCGAGGGUGGUUGCAUCAAUCCCGCUUACGACAGUGGGGAUGGAAAUUAUCCCCCUGGGUCCGACAAUCUCCCGGAUAGCACAUGCGAAGGAUCGGAAGCAGCUUGUAGCGAGAGCAUUUCCAGCAAUAACGGUAACGAACAUUCCAAUCGAACUUGUUGCCUGUCCUCUCCGUCGUGCCCGAAAAGUAAGUCCUUGUCGACGUCCACAUCGCUCAAGAAAAAAUCAUCGUCGUUUUUGCACCGGGAGCGCAGAAAACCGGUACUGACACGAAGUCAAAUUUCCAGCUCAGAAUACUUUUCGGUGUACUUCGAAACCGGUGACAAUCAUGGGUUUCAGGAUGAGAUCUUGAUACCGGCCACAAAAGGAGUCUGCUUAGCAGACGCUCUACAUUCCUCCCUGUCGCAGAGAAGCCUUAACUUUUCCCAGAUCUGCAUCAUAGACAACGGAUUUAUUAAUUCUCAUGAUUUGGGUAUUCAAUAUAUGGGGCCAUUGGAUGCCUACACCGACAUUUCGAGCCUAGCGGGAAGAACUCUCAUUGUUUCCGAUAAGGAUAGCAUAGUUCGUCGUCCAGGCAGUCACGUCACACUUCAAAAGGCAGCUUCCGUGGGGUAUCGGUCGACGUCAAACCGUCUGUUCACUUCCUCUUCUACCGAUGAAACCUACGAUCAGAGUCCGAAAGCACCAUCUGCCUCAUCCAGCAAACAAUCGAAGCAAAAAUGGACAAUAUCGUUCGGAUCGAAGGGACCACAAAAAUCAAAACUCUGCGAAUUGUUAGACAGCUACAACAAGGGUAUUCCGAAACUGACGUCUUCCGCCAGCAAUUUUGAUAAACCCGAAUAUUUAGAAGCGUUAGAAGGCCUUAAAAACUUACCUCAGUCGUGGACAGACAUCGUAAACUAUAACGGAAUGAGCGAAACGGAAAAGAAAAUCCAAUCUGCUAUAUGGGAGCUGGUAACUACGGAAGUGUACUACAUCCUCGCCCUGCAAACCGUAACAGAUCUGUUUCUAGCAUGUCUGGAAGAUAUUCAGUCCCAUAAUAUUCUCAAUGAUGUAGAUCAAAACAAAUUGUUCUCCAACAUAAGAGAUAUAUGCGAGUCUAAUCUCAAAUUCUGGACACUUUUUCUAUAUCCAAUGGUUAAAGAAAGUACGGAUACCAAGCAGCAAAUGAAUGUUCACAAGUUCAAGGAUGGCUUCAUCAAGUUUUCGACUAUUUUCCACCCAUACACCAAGUAUUGCGCGGAGCAGAGCACCUGUCAGUACUACUGCAAGGAACUGUAUCAGAAUAAUUCCUUAUUUAUGUCCUACUGUGCCUGGUGUGAGUCGCAGAAAAUGUGCAAUCGACUUCGGCUGGCUGAUAUUCUGGUGCGGCCCAUGCAACGACUAACGAAGUACGGAUUGUUGUUGGUUGCUAUCAAGAAACACAUUGUAGAUGAAAACGCAGUCGAAGCAAUUGAUGAGAUGAUACAUUCCGUCGAAGAGUUCGUUGCUGGGGUAAAUACUCAUCUGACUACCCGACAGGAGAAUGAAAGACUGAAAGGCAUCAACGCCCGAAUAGACUCGUACGAAGUCGUCGAUUGCAACAGCGAGAAUCUGGAAAAAAUGGUUAAACAUUAUAGUACGAUGUUCGACUUAUGCUUACCGAUGUUAGGAACCGGUGAAGGAAGAAAGUUGUUCCUAGAAGGAGAUCUCAAGUUUAAGGACAGCCUCGGGAAGAUGGAUGUUCACUGUUUUCUACUCACGGACUUUCUGCUGGUAUGCAAGAAAAACAAACACGAAAAUUUAAAGGUCGUCCGACAACCAUACAUGACCGACCGAAUCACGGUGCAAAUCAAGGAUCAAACCCUUUACUGCUGUUACCUGAACGAGCUGUCCCUGGUGGUAGCGGCCUUCACACUGAAUUGCUCCAAAGCACAAAACUGGUACGAUUCGAUAACCAAAGCGAAACAUAUCUAUUCCCGACUGAAGCUUAGUACUGGGCCCGAUUCACGACAGUACGGCAAUAUGAUAAACAUAUAUAAUAGCAGCAGCAACAGCAAUAUGAAUAUAAACAACGAAAGCCUAGGCAUCCGAAAAUCACCGCUCAAUAGUUCGAUCGGAAGCAGAGUUAGUAGUUUGAACAACAGCCACAGUGGGUCCGUCGAUUUGAACGAAUCCAAACCAGUAUCAAUUGAUUUUGAGAAAACGAACUCACUUUCUAGUGAUGAGGGUGGCGUUCCUGUUGCGGGUUCAACAGCAUCAGGGAAACAUGCUACUGGAGCACAAUGGAAAGUGAAAUCUACAGUCACAACAAUGCACACUUCAUCGAAUUCUCUCACUGUACAGCCUUUCAAUGCACUGGGGCAGAGUAUGCCAAAUCUUAAUUUGAAUUCCAUUCAGAACGCUAACACUUUAUCAGUUCCGGGAACAUCCGGAAAUCAUUCUCACUCUGGUAUGACGUUGUUAUCGCCUAGUCAACGAGGAAUAUCCUACCCACCGCCAUCACCCACUAGAGCCACACUUCGCCGAGGGUUUGCCUUUUCGUCCUCGAUAAAGAACCCACCGCUGAUCAAAUCACGCAAUGUUCCUUCACAGCAGAGCUUCGUUCUUCCGCAACAAACAAGCUUCAAUUCGGCCACGCUGGGGCAACAUCAGCAAUGUUUAACGACAUCAGUCUCGCCAAAUAAUUCACCGAAUAUUGCAUUCGUCAAGCGUAAGAACAGCUUCCACAGUCAAAGCGUCGGCCAAGGUGGGCCGGACCCAAGUACAACCUCAGGCGACGCUACCUAGUAUAAACUAAUGCCCUCGGGUCGAAGGUAGUGUCUAUUCUACCUGCCAACCUACCGUAGAAAAUAGCAUUUAUAUUUCCCCACCACGGCUGAACUGAGGUGGGCCAAUCUGGCUCCUGUAGGACCAAUUUGUAUUAUAGAUGGUAUUGUGUUCUUUGUGAACGAGCAACAGAUGUUUGUUGUAAAUAUUAAGAUUUUAACUAUCGGAAAAGUUUAGUCGUAGUAUUAGCAUUAGCAUAUUUUCGACAACAGUGUAUUGCAGAAUAUCUGGCUGAUGCCGUUGUAGCUUAAGAGCAUUUUAUUUUUUCGAAAAUGUUAAACAUUGAAAAACAAAACGAUGCUGUGACAAACACUAGAGUAAAAGGAAUGGAAAACAUAAAAAACAGAUCCAUUGGUAAACGUAUGCUGUUUGUUUCCCUAACCUUUGAUGUAUAGUAUAAAGAAAUAAAUAAUUUAAACUACCCAGAAGGAAAGCUUUGCUUACACCAUUGGCGCUGGUACUUGUUUUAAACGCUACAAAUGUAGUUAGUUGGAAAAAGCUUGUAAAUUUCAAUGAUCACAGAUGGUUGGAAUUAGAUAAUGCGCAAAGAGCAAAAGGUGUUUGGAAAUUUUGAUGAAAAUUUGGUUGGAUUAAUUAUAUUAAGCGAUGCUUUAUCACAAUUCGCAAGAAAGUGACAGUGCGUUGUUGCAUUUUGCUUGCUGGAAAAUUGCACCUUACAAAUUAUGUUUUCUACAGACUAUAUUUCUGGACGACUUUUUUUCUCUUCAGUCAACUUUUUCAACAAUUCUUAGCGACAGUUAAAAAAAGACUUUAUCAACAGAAGUGAUGUCUCUGUCAAAGUUUGAGAACAGUGCGGCACAACAACCCGCAAGACAUCAACUGAUUGUCUUAACUCAAUAUCAUUUGGGACUAUAUUACAAUCAUUCCUUCGUGAGUCUGCUCUAGUGAUUGACGAACGCUUACGAACUGUUCACUUGAACCGGUUUGAAGUGACGAACGAAUUAAAAAAAGUUCAUCAAAAUAGAACCGCGGCUCAAAAGAAGAGCCAUCAUCAACACGCAUCAUUGAAAUGUUAAUCAAGCUUAGAAUCGUCCAAGUAUCAUUCGAGCUGCCUCUCAGAUUUGACAUCCAUAAUCGGGGGCACUAUCUGCAUCCCACAUUAAAAAGGUUCUCAGGUUAUUUAGGUUCUCAGCAGCUUCUAUUCUCGUCUCUCUGAGAACAUUUUGUACCAUCGAUAAACGUUACUUUUGUACAAAGUAGCUUCGUCGUAUGCAACAGUUAACAUUCUGAAUGCAUCCGGGCACUUUAAGUUGUUCUUCACACAAAAUUUAAUACUAACUAUUUGAUACAUUUGUUGGACUAUAUGAAAACUGAAGACAAGCUAAAACACGUCCAUGCACAAUAGCUGUCACAAACCGACCGGACAUUCAAAAUAGCCGAAAUUGUCAACAUGAGUACCAACAUAACAUAACCAAAUGAUCAAAAAUCGAACAUACGUAGAGCGCGAAAAUUCAAAAUUCGUGACACUUUUUGAACAAACCGCGUAGGACUAUUGUACUAAUACUCAACUCAUCAGUCAGCAUGUUAUUGUACCGAUGACUCGACUUUCAAUCAAUGCAUUGUGAUCGAAUACAAUAUCUUUGCUUCGGCUUUAAAAAGCCGGAAACGAAAGUUCGAAAACUCGAAGCCUAGCUAAUGGUUUCCGUAUAUGGGAUGACUAAUGAAGCUGAGAUGAAGGGGAUACCGUUACCCUGUAUGAUUUUGGAAAUGAAUUACUAUCUGAUACCGACAAUUUAGAAAAAUUAUGACCCCGGAACAAAGGAUUCAAUAGUCGUUGAGUUUUCAUAUUAAGUGCAUUGAAAUUUCGUUGUAUUAAGUAUGAAUAAAAUUUUAGCUUCGUGUUUUCUACAGAACUUUUAAUUCAACCUUCUUUGGUAUAGGAAAUUUACGAAACAAAUUUCUUGAACUUUUACUCUUAAGCUCUGACUAAUUCAAGAACUUAUGGGAGCACAUAACAUAUCCUACAUCAUUUUUGUAAAAUUUUAACAAUAGGUGAAAAUUGAUUUCAAGAUCACUCACAGCUGAGUAUCAAAAUCAAAGAUCUUUGAUUCGCAAAAAACUACCUAACUUGAAUACCAAGGGCAUGCUCAGGAGUGUUCUAGCUCUAGAUGCAUAAUUAAUGUCAGUUUUAAAAUUUAAAUCCGGAAAUUAUAACAAAAGAAACUGGUAGCCCCAGCAGCGUUUUACUCGUGUUUCAAAUAUAGAGAAAAAAUGAACGGUGACGUAUACCAGUUUUAAAUUUGACAGUAGAACUGUUUGCAUAAAUAAAACUUGAAUGGCUGGCUGGGGAUACGUUUGUUUCAGUUUUAGUUCUAGAUAACCCAUAUGAAACUUCCAGCUGCUGAAUUUGCUCCAAAUCACCACGAAACGUUUAUCAGAACCUGGGCCUUUUGAGAAUGCUGCAGCGCGAGUAUAACGAAUUGAACGAGCGGAAAAUUUUAUUCAAAAUGAGAAUAAUUUUAAAUACAAGACAGUUAAAUGACUAGAGAAUUAAUUAGUGAUCUAAUACCUAUUAACGAAAAUAAUAAUAUUGAAGCUGGAGUAAUUCAAUAUUUUGAGCUCAAGUCAUUAAAUAUCUGGACAUUAAAUAUCUGGACACAAUUUAUUUUACUGUAGCGCAGAGAUGCCUCUUAAAAAUUUCAAAUGUCUGAAAAAGCAAAGUGAUCAUCUUUUUAUUGGAAUUACAAAGUAUUUCGGUCCGUUACUUUGGGGUUGAAAAUGCAUUUAUUUCAAAAGAAAACAAAGAAAACUAAUCAAAGUAUUAUACAUCGCAAGUAACUACAUUUUUCCACCUCGAAGGUAAUUUUCGAAUUCCAUCUCGAAACAAUGUUUCGUCUUUAGAGAUGAUCUAAGUUUGAAGCCAAUUUUCGAUUUCUGAGAAAGAAGUACACACUUUUUUUUCGCUGAAUCUCGGUAAAAUAAUUGCCAAGAUUUGCACAGCCGAGUACUCGGUAAUCAUCUCGACAAAAUAUAAAAUUGCAAAGUCUCGACAACCUUAAGACAACCUGACAAACGUCAGUUGUUACCGAAAUUGUCAGUAAAAAGUUUACUCUACAUUCGGUAAAACAUCCACAAACAUUUGAUGCGCUUCAGUUGCACUUUUCUUCCAAUUAAAACAGAAAGCUAAAACUUCCUGCAAAUGCUGCUUAGUUAAAACAAAAUUGCUUAUAAUUACCACAUAGAAAAACAAUGAAUUGAAUAUUAAUGACAAAUGCCCAGCUUCUUGAAACUAGCGACAUCAGCUCUUACUGUUCAAUACUCAUAACAGCCAGAACCAUCUUUUGAAAGCGAACCGAACUAAUUUGCUCUCCCAAUAGAUUUAAUGAGCAAAAAAUAACAGUCUGUAACUAUUUUUAUUCAUUUAUUUAACUAGGCUCAACUUACUGGAUCUCGUUGUAACCCGUUUUCGUGGGGGAGAAGUGUUCCCGUUGCUAUCUAGCUAGCUUUGAGGAGCAGAUGGUCCGUUCGCAUCUCCGACCAUUUCGUCAUCGUCGUUGUUGUUAUUUUUGUUAUCACUGCUGAUAUUGGUAUUAGUGCUGAGGUUGAUUUUAGUGGUGGUUUUUGCUGGUUUGCCUUGUUCCACUAUAGUUGCAAUUGUUGUUUUGGAUAGUAAAGGUUGUUGUUCAACAGGCGUAUUGCUACUUUCGUUUGUUGAUUCAGGAGUACUGGCUUCACUAGUUACUGAAAUUGAACGGUUGUCCUUGUUUUUGUUUGAAGAUGUCCUUUUCGCAGUUUCAGUGCAAAGUUUACCAAAGUGUGCAGGUUGUUCACAAAACUGACAUGUAACCAGCUGAUUUUCAUACGUAAUCAGCGUUUUACAAGGAUGUAUCCCGCCUUGAUCACAAAUGAUGUAACAUGGGAUUGCUUUACGUAGUUGCAUACGCAUACUGCAUACUUUGCAACGCUUGAAAUCAAUACAAAUUGAAUUUGGCCUUGUCGGCCAAGUUUCAGGCUUUGUUAAUUCGUAUUUGCCCAUUUCGUAAACUCUAUUGUUCACUACACUGCACUGUAUUGUUUUUGUUUCUGUCGUCUUGACCGUAAGCAAUUUUCGACUGUGUCGGUUGAGAUGCGAGCACGGUCUGUAACUUUCGUUGACAGUCUUUAAAAACCUUAGAAAUCUAUAAAAAUCUGUAGACGAGCAUAUAUUUACUGCACUUAUUUGUGCAUUUAUUCAUUUUGUUUCAAAAAAGUUGAACUUGAUGCGGCGUGGUUAGGUUGAAAAAUCGCGAUACCUUUGAAAUUGGCUAAAACAACUGCGAACAGCAUUCUCAAACAUAUUCAUGAUUAGAGUUACCACCACGAAUGCAUUUAAAGAGAAUUGCUUAAUUCAUAACAAAAUAAUUAGUUGCCAUACAAAAACAUAACGAUUAGUUGCGCAUCAAAUGAAAAAAAAAUACAAACCAAGAUAUCGCGAAGUCAAAAAAUAUGCUUCAAUAUAUCAACAACAAAAUUUGCUAGAGUUAACUGGAAAUUAUUUAUUCUUACAAUGUAUUUUCUUCCUAAAUGAGAUUUCUCAUUCACACUUUAUACGGAAUGUAUGGAUCUAAUUCCCGGAUACUCAACAAUGCGUGGGGCAUGCAUGUUGUUUCGUCUAAGUGAGUUGAUAAAGCAAAGACUUGGUAUUACAUUCCUGUAGUGGCAUUUGACCUUCUGCCGAUUCAGAGUGUACAGAACCAUUGCAUGGCUGGUGCUACGAUCCUACUAACACGACGACUAGUGAGUUGAUUCUUUGGUUAAAACCAAUGUUUCAGUCGUUGAGUAAUCUACUUAUUAGCGAAGACUUAUGGAUCUCGAAUUAUGAGAUCCGAUUACCAAUUGGAGCGGAAGCUAAUCGACUAUGCGUUCUACUUAUUUAAACAAUGAUCGAAUAUUUCAAUUCAGUGGAAUAUUAAUCAAACCUUGUCCUAGAGUUAAUGGAACUAUAAAAACGAAAAUAUAUCGAUGACCAGUUAGGGUUUGUGGAUGCUCGCUUGCAAUUUAAGAACACACGGGAACUAGCCAAAGCCUUUUUAAAAGGAUUCGUCUACGAGAAGAACUUGUUGGUCCGCUAAGCAACCAAACAGGACACUGAAACCGAAUCAAGUGACCAAAAGUCGUGUCUGGAAGUUGUACAAUGUGGUUAUUACGAAAUACGAGAGAUGCGUCUUCAUGGUCGACGAUACGUUCACUCUUAAAGUUUUUUGUUGAUUUUGUUUUAUUAUUGUAUAAAAUAAUAUCAAUAAGGUUGAGAAAAAGUGAGCUAUCAUUUUAAUUCAUUUUUUUUUGUCUCACAGGAUUUCACUAAAAGAUUCGGUAAACGAAUUUGCUAAUUUCGGUAUAUUUGUUAUUUACUGAAAAAUUCAGCAAAUUAUUAAUGCAAACUUCAGCAAAAAAGAUGCGUGAAGAUGAAAGUUGGGCAGCAUCCCGUGCCUGGUUGUAAUAGUAAAUAAGACUAUAGAAAAAAAAUUUAUUAACCCAAAUUGGAAUAAUUUUUUUUACUAUUUUUCCUUAAAUUAUCAAUAGACGACUUUCAGUUUGAAUACUCAACAUUGAUGUUUUGGUCUCGCAAUAAAUCAGUUUGGUGCGUUCAGAUAUUAAAAGACUCAAAUUUUAGUAAAUAACCGAAAGAGGUAAGGCCACCAAAUUUUCCUAAAACCCUCUAGAAUGGGGGAAAAUGUCUUGUGGUCUAAACGAAUCUCGAACUGGUUGCUUACGACAAUUUGCGAAGGCGCCUCGUGCCGCGUCUAAUGCAUCUUCAGACUUUAAACUUUAAACAAUCUUCAAAAUCGGGAGAACUCAUAGCAGCUACAAAUCCUUAUCGAUUGUUUCCAAGUUUUGAAAAGACUUUUAUAAACACGUAUAUUAAUUUUGAAAAAUAAGGCGCAACAGAGCAUUCCACAAAACCUCUUUUGAGAAUCACGUUGCGCGGUAAACACGAUAACUCCACCUCUCCACCCAUUUAAUCAGAAAAACUCACCGUUAGGUUUUCUUGUUUGGAUAGCGGUCUUGCACCGUUUUUUUUUUCAACCUUAUCGGUAAUUGUCUUUAUUAUAAAAAUGGUAUUAGUCAUGGUUUUUCUUUCCAUACUACAUGAAAAAUGCGAGCUGAUGGUUAAACAUUAGGAAAAUGAAAAAAAAACACAUGGGAUACCAUUAUUAAUCUGGAACGAUAGGUGGAUCGGAAUAUUUUCUGUCGAUAAAUCAGCAGAAGAUUGACUUUCCAAGACAUCGGAUUCGUGUAUUAUCUGUUAUGUAAGAUUAUUGUAAAUCUAUUUUAUAUAUAUUUUCACAUUUCAAACUGAAGCUCGAUUUGUUGAAGAGUGGUAUAAAAAAAUUGACUCCAAGUCCACAACCAUCUUUUGCUAUCAGCGCUUCCAAGCCAUCUAAAAAUACGCUUAUUACUUGUUAGAUGGGUUCAUAAUUGUAUCUAUUUUCAAUUGUCAGUAAGCCAUCAAAAACAACAUCAUUAGAUCCUACAUUUUACUUGUCACGCUAAUAUCUCAACACUAUCCAUUGAUAUAUUUACAUACAUUACAAUUCCAAUCUUUGACUGUUCUUUCAACCUCUCUAGGUGUAUUGCAAGAUGAAAUGUACUUGACGAAAGCAAUAAUUACCCAAUAGAAAUUUUAGCGUGAUUCUGAAGCGGAUCAAUUUUAAACAGAAUAUAGACUCGACGAAAAUAGUUCGAGUUUUAGUUGUUUUUGUAAACGGAGAACAAUGACUCCACAGGAGGUAUUAUCAUGGGAUUCAAAGGCACAGAAACACAAUAUUGAUAAGAAAUGAUUUGGAGAAUAAGUGAUAAUGAGAAUAGCCUAAUCAAUUGCAAAAAAACACGAAAGAAACAUAACGGCUCUAAUGAUUAGCAUUUAUAGUCAAAAAAAUACAGAAUAUAAUCAAAAUGACUAUAACAUCUUAUAACUUAGCUGUUGUAAUGGAAAACCUUUGAUGAAAGGUUAACAAAUUUGAUUGAUACUAUUUGCUCCGAAUGAAAUAUUGAAAUUAAAAACAAUCUAUCGUUCAGAGUUUUGUAAAACUUUGUAUAACUCACAAAAACUAAAUCAAUUUAGUUAGUUAUCGAGCGAUUGUCAGACGAAAAAUUGAUCAACUAAUCCACUAUAGCCAAAGAGGGGAUUGCAGUAAAAACAAAGUUGUUGAAUUGAUUUCAAUAUCCUCAAUAUCUUGAGCACAUGGUACAUAUUAAUAUAUAAAUAACUGUUGGAUCAGAUGGUAAGAAAACGUUAAAAUGUAAAUUAAAGAAUUGGAAAUAGCAUUCAUGUACAUCUCAUAUUCAUCGAGCUUAAUUUAUCGUUCCAUCAGUGAAGGUUAUACUAUUACCAUUUUUUUAUAAUUGAUUAUUUAACUGGUGAUUCAAAUUAUCAAAUAGAUUCCUCGAUAUAGAAAACUAGAAGUAGGAAAUAUCAGAGACAGAAUCACGAGACACUCUUUCCUUCACGCUGACAACCUAAAGGAAAUCGAUAGAUUCGUUUAAUAACAAUUGUGUUACUGGUGAAACAUAAACGUUGUUGAUAUCUACAGUUCAGUAAAAUGAGAUUGAUCAACAGUUUUAAAUUUAAAAUGUGAAAAAAAAUAUUGGCACUAAUACUGUGCAGGUAAAUUAUACGGAAGCUGUCCUCAAAUGGUAAACAAUUAUAAAGAAUAUUAUACAAUUUACAUGCAUCCGUAGCAACUAGCAAGUCGAAUAAAUGCGAAGAUUUUUCUCCCUUGAAUGUUGAAUUUUUAGGCGUCCUUCUGUUACGUCCAGCCUGUGUUGUGUCGGAACCAGCAUGCCGCUCCGAUAAAGACACUCUUCUCAAUGUUAUGUCAAAUAAUGCCAGAUUCAAUUGACCUUCGUGUUUUGUGUUCACUACUUAAACUAUGUUUACGUAAAAACUACGUAAACUGACAAAAAAAUAUAUUCUUUUUGUUUUGUUAAAGGAAAAAUAAUUGACAAAAAAAAUGAAACAGGGUAAAAAGUUAUAAAGCAAGUUGAAUGAUUUCUCGUUAACAGAAUCCAUCAAAAUAAAAUAAAAUUGCAAAUUGUGAAUAAAAUAUUAACGGGCGGUCAAAUCGGUAUUCCAAAGCAAAGCCUUGAUAUUACAUUCCUGUAGUGGAAUUUGACCUUCUGUUUCAACAGAUUUCGCAGCCGAUUCAGAGUGUACAGAACCAUUGCAUGGCUGGUGCUACGAUUCUACUGACACUACAAAUCCUUCCAGGUCGGGGAUCGAACAUACGACAACUGGUUUGUAAGACCAGUGACUUAUGCAUUGAACCGUUAACCCGGAACGUCGGUAUUCCGCUGUGUGUAAAAACGAUAAAUGUAAUGAAAAUCAAUAAUAAGCUCUCAGAAGCAUUUGACUGGGACACAGCAUUUCAUUAGACGCGUAUUAGGAGUUGUAUGCAAGAUUUCCUAAGCGUACGAAUCACAGAUAACAUAAUUCUAAGCACCUACAGUUUACAAUGCGUAUAAGAGAUAUAACCAAUAGGAGGGACAAGUUUGUAUGAAAAAAAAAAAGAAAAGUAUAUUUUAUCGCUCCACCAAAUUUUGUCUGUCUCUUUUGGAGGCCAUAGGAACUUUACAAAAUAUUAGCUCGAUCGGUGAAGCUAUAUUUUUACUCCCGCGGUUUAAAGUUACUACAUCGAAUGACAAGUUCCGGGCAUAACAAAGAAAAAGUCGAUUUUUUCCCGUGAAAACUUUUUCAUUCUUCAGUGUAAUCUCCAUCUACAGUGAUACACUUGAACCAUUGGUCCUCCAACAUUUGGAUGCCCUUUUGAAAAAAAAGAUGUCUGCAAUGACCUAGCAUUCGACGAAAAUCUCUUUCCCUGGAGAAACUCUUUUCAGGUUUGGAAAUAGAUAAUAGUCGCUGGGGGCCAUUUCUGGAGAGUAUGGGGGAUGAUGGAAUAAUCCGUACCGCAAAGCAUUCAAUUUCGUCGUUGCUUUUACGCAUGAAGACGCUGGUGCGUCUUUUCCCAUAGCUUGAUGAAAACUAGAAGCUGUUAUUCAAACACUAGUGGAUAGAUUGUCAUGAAAUUUGGCAUUGGGCAUCUAGAGGCUUGUUCUCAAUUCAUCUCUUUUCUGUGAGAGGCCCGGGACUUUUCAUUCCAUGUAGUAGUAAGUAAUUUAACUUUCUACAAAAAAAAAUCUCUGGAGAUCGCUCUGUAGAUUUAGCGUAUCGCAUUCACUCUGAGAAGUUUGCUCUGAUUAAAUGGAAUUAUCGUGAUGUAUCGUUAGCGCAUCGCGUUUCAUCUGACACAUUUGCGUUGAACGAAUUUGACAAGCAUGUUGUCGCUUUACGCGACGUUUGCACUCUGGCAGCAAAUUUAGGGUACAGCCAAAGUGAGCGCAAUACGCAGAGCGAUGUAUUGCUACCGCUUCGCGUUUACCGUGAUCGAAUAUAACUAGCUAGCAUGCGCGUAUUGAUGCUUCGCGUGACACUUACUCUCUGGCAGUAAACUUAGAUUACUGCAAGUAAUGUUGUUUUCACUAGAGAAAACUGAAACUGACCCAGGGUAGUUUCAUGAAACAAACAUUUUUUCACGAAACUGUGUUGGUUUCGCACUUAGCAACACGGGUUUGAGAAACCCUGAUUUAAACACUAGAUUCGAAACUAGCUUCAAACAGACGGUUUGAGAGCAGUUAGGGUGAAAAUUGGAUUAGGUUUGGCAUCAAGCGAAAACGACAUAAGUGAGCAUUGAGAAGUGUCGAAUUCACUCUGACAGGUUUGCUUUGAUCAAAUAUAACUAAACCGCACGCUCGUCUUGACGCUUGGCGUGACGCCUGCACUCUGACAGCAGCCUAACAAGCUAAUAUACACAAGCUUCGCCAUCCGCGCUCACCAUGACCAUGAAAAACAAUAGAAUUGCACUUCUGCUCGAAAAUACAAAACUAGAACAAUCCACUCUACCAGUGCUUUUCAAAGAAAUACGCCUUAAAAUUGCUUCCACUUAAAAAAUCAUCGACCAUCGAACUAACAUUUCCUCCCGUCCUUAGUCACAAAAAUGUUUUUUGUUAUGGUCGCGUACACUCUUACGACAACCAGAACAACUUCUUGCUUGAAAGUCUAGUUGGAAAUAAGUGCAACUCAUGGCCAUUGCUGGCAACAACUCAGUUUUUGAUCAGAUAAUGAAAUACGCUGAUUGAGAAUAAUUUCUUUCGGGCGUACAUUUUAGCCAUGCGUUGCAUAUUUACACGAUGCACUAAAAAUAGUUUAUCUAUUGAAUGCUGAUAUGAUAUAAAGUGUCCAUCAAAUGGCUGACGUUAGUGCAAACUGAAUUGUUUUAAGCAUGCAUAUGAAUGUAUUGUAUUCUUUAAGGAUUUGUUGGCAAAAUGGUUUAAAAAUGUAUAAAACGUUUGUAGAUUGAUCAAUAUAACUCAAAAUGAAAUUUUUACCUAUCACUCUUACCAUUUGAAUCUACGAAUAUUGAUGCUAUUGAAAUCUUUCCAAAACAACUACUUAUCGAUGCAAUCGUGCCAGUAAACCAAAUUGUAGUUUCAUAAUAGAAAUUUAGUGUACAUACAUCUUCUACGCUUCUAGUAAUACAAAGAUACAAAUCGUAAAGAAUUAAUCGAAAUAAUAACAUAUUUGCAAACAAAUAAUGGACCUAACUUGCACUACAGCGAAAACAGUACCAAAAAUGGGAAAAUAUCAUACGAUCGAAACGCUUUGAGAUAUAUUUACAAAAACAAAACUGAGAAAGAAUAAAAAACAUCAGUAGGUGAAACUUUUGCAACAUUUUUACUCUAAAAUUAUGGAUCCAGGUUUGGAAUUACUUGCAGUGAAAGAUCAAAUAGAUAGUGGGAUCUAAUAAAAUAUUUACGGAAUUGGAAACGCUUCGUCUCAUGGAUCAGGUUUAUGUACAACAUUUUCUCAACCAAGUUUAUCGAUUCCAAAAGUCCUGUAUCAGAAAAACCCGGUUAGUUCGAGAAGACUCCCUAACAAAAUGCUAGGAUUUAGCUAAAUAACGAGAAAUAACGCUAGGUCAUCCCAAAUUAACUAUUAAUUAUUGUUAGUUUUCUAUUAUGUGUGCUUAGUACAACGAUUGUCACAGUUCAUCAGGUUUGCUAAUCAGUAUUCUUAUCUAUAGUCUGUAUCAGAUGCAAGAUAACACAGUAUCAGUUGGAUGUGCAUAAUCUGUUGUGUGGUAUGGUAUUAACUCCAGAAGGCUUUUCACUGCUACAAAUAAAUAAACACGUGGAUCAGUAAUCCCGGUACUAGCUAAGAAAAUCACAUUUUUUGGCAAAACUAAACUUUAUUCAUCAACAUACUCUCCUUCAAGAUCAAUACAAUCAGUGCAGCACCUUUCUAACUUUUCAAUACCUUUAUUAUAGAACGAUUUAUCUUUUGCUUUGAAAUAACCGUUUGUUUCAGCGAUACUACUUCCUCGAACUAAAAUUAUAAACAAGUAGUAGUCACUGGGGGCCAUGUCCGGUGAAUAUGAUGGAUGCCGCAGUAAUUCGAGGCCCAAUGCAUGCUGUUUCACUAUGGUUGAAUUUUUUCUUCUUCAUUUGGAGUUGUUUCUCACCGAUCUCGUUCUUCAAACGAUCAGUGUAACGUUCGCCAUUGAUGUUCUUACCUUUUUUAAAGUAGUCGUUGAACGAAAUUCCACGAGCAUUCCAAAAUACUGAGGCCAUAACCUCCCCGGCCCACAUUUGGAUAUUUGUUGGAGAAUUCUCAUCGACGCAAGAAAUCUGGUUUAUUUCGGCGAAACAGCUCCAAAAAAUGCUAAGAAUCAACGACACGUUGUAGUUUUUGGUCCACCGUGAGCGAAUGCGACACCCACUUUGACAACAGUUCCUCAUAGGCAAAUUUGUCGAUCUAUUAAGUUUUUUUAACUAUUUUCGAACUAUUAAAAAAAUUCCAACUGCGUCAGGUCCUAGUUCAACUGACUAUGAAGGUAACACUACUUUGAUCGGUAAGUUCCCGGAAUUUAUUCCGAAAAUUAAAACACAAGAUUAUUCAUCAGAAUCGAUAUUGUCUCCUUCAAAGUAUACUCCAUCGACUGCAACACAUUUGUGCCAGCGCUUGAUCGAAGCUUUGAAACAUUAUGUUGCAUUGAAACGGAGCGGUUUCUUGAGUCAACUGAAUAGAAAAAAGUCGAAGGGAGUCAAAUCAAACGAAUUCGGUGGUUGCGUUAUACGUCUUUUUGGCGAAUUGCUUCACGAAAAAGUCUCAUAACGCCCAAAUAAUACUCCUUGUUGACGAUUUGGCCUUGUGGAAGGAAUUCAUUGUACACAACACCCUUGUAGUCAAUGAAAACUGUGAGCAUCGCUUUCUUUUUCGACUGAAAACGACGUGGACUUCUGAAACGUAUCGUUGCGCAAGACAUUCUUCUAACAUUUGUAAUGUCGUCGCAGCAUUGAAACCGUUUUUAAUGCAAAAUUUAAUGCAAACUCGUUGUUGCGAAUUCAAUUCCAUUUUGAAAAUUUUACACGCACAAUCGCAAAUAUACUCAAUACAGAGUAACUUUUACAAACGUCAAGGUACCAAGCUGAAAAUUUGAUAGAAUAUCAAUGAUAGAUGUGACUACCUAAAAAAUCUAAUUGGGUAACUGAGAGCGCCACACGGUGUUGAUUCAGGGAACUUUUUGAUCAAGAUAGUAUGUCUGAGUAUUAAUGCUAAUCAAUGGUGUUUGAAGAUAGACCCACGACCUUGAAACCUGCUAUUCCAAGUCACGGCAGAAAUAGCAAGACCUGGACUGAAGAAUACGCAUAUUUUAUCUAAAUAUGUAGAUUACAUUGUGGAGUGUCAUGUAAAAAACCUCGUUAUUACUUUGGAAACAGACCUUUUUGGACGAAGUCCGGAAAGCCAAGUCUCAUAUUACUUAUUCGCAUUAGUUCAUCGAGACUUGAUUUUCUCGGAGAUAAAUGAACUGACUUUUCCUUACUUAACAAUUAAGUCAAAUGAUAGGUUUUGUGCCACCAGCUGUUACUGUUUUGUUUUAUCCAAAUCCGACUUAUAAUUCCCCUAAACAUAUGUGUUGAAACUGUCAUGUAAGUGAAGAAGAAAACAGGCAAAACUAAUUUUUAAAUUCUAAUUUAUCAGUCUUGUUAAUCAUACUUGGUUUCAUUCAAGAAUCAAAAAAUAAGGGGAUGGAUAUCGAAUCUAGCUAGGAUGCGUGAAUGGUGAUGUCCUUAUCCAUUAGGUUAAGCAUGUCCCUGUUUUCUUAUUAGUAAUUUUUUAGUAACUAUUCAGAAACGAAAUAAAUGAACUGAUAUCAUAUGAUUAUUUAAAACUUUAUUUUUUUUCUAACAUUAUUAAAAAUCAGUAACAUGAGUAAUGUUUCCUUAAAACAAAUAUUUGAGAAAACGAGUCUUUCGAUAGAGAUUUCCAUUCGCCUUCUCGAACAUUUACAAUCCGAUAAUUUUCCACUAACACUUGUUUUAUUAUUUUCACUAGCUCUUGUUCUAUUUUUAUUCCAGUAUUGUAAACAAUACAUCAAAUUUACUGCCGUUUGUUCUUUUUCUGAUAAGAAAAAAUUCUACUCACAUUGUAUGUAAAUGACAAACAGAAAAAAUUGUUUGAAUAUAUAUAUCCGUAACUCAGUAUUGUACUGCUAGGAGCUUAUUUUGAAAUUAGAACGUGUGACAAGACGACGGACAUGUUUAGUAAUUAUGAAAAUUGCGAAUUAUGACUAAAUUGAGGAAUAAUCAAACAAAGUGUAACAGCAGCCAGCGUUUAAAUCAUAUGAAAUAUGCAAUUUUAGUUAUAUGUUUAACUAAAGAAAACAACCAAACAAAUAUUUACAGAAAUAGAACAAACGUGACAGGUAUCUAAUUUAAACUUAUAGGGAAAUUAUUGUCAGAAGUGAAAUUAUUUGUAGAAGCUCAAAACGCCUUUAGUUUUGUAGAAUUGUAAGUUGUGAAAAACAAACGAAGUUGUCAUUUUAUCAGAAAAACAAGUUGGGAAUAAAAAUAAGUUCCUUCUUUCAAUUUA
This is a messenger RNA of Malaya genurostris, 23199 nucleotides long. RefSeq lists its product as uncharacterized. The transcript is spliced from 18 exons. NCBI's taxonomy places the organism in Eukaryota, Metazoa, Arthropoda, Insecta, Diptera, Culicidae. Gene Ontology annotation, cellular component: plasma membrane; axon; endocytic vesicle. Gene Ontology annotation, molecular function: guanyl-nucleotide exchange factor activity. Gene Ontology annotation, biological process: endothelial cell migration; Rho protein signal transduction. The record is from RefSeq and is a predicted model, not a curated record. Bases 5079 to 9230 code for a protein of 1383 amino acids.